CACGCACACACUUCCAUGGGCACCGAAAAGUGCACGCACACCAAAGUGGUUGACAUUUUUAUCUCCAUCUAAAAAAGGUGCGCAACAUACGGAGCUUUACGGGUAUCAUCAAACAAAAACCAUGGCAUCUUUUCGACAUAUUUUCCUCGUUCUUGCGCUUUCUUUACUGACUUUAUGUCAGGUUUUGGGCGCCAACACGAGGGAAGAAUGGAUCGCAGCUUUGUCGAGAUUACCAUGGCUUGAAGAUAGAUACGAAACUGAUUUACAGAACACUUUGGAGGAAGAAGAAGAGCUGGAGAAUGGAGGAGAAGGAGAUGAAGAUGAAGGUGAUGGAGCGUCUGUGUAUUUCAGCUACGAGCCUUCAUUCAUGGUUCCAAUGGAUGGACCGUCAUACCAAUCAUCAUCAGUAGAUGAAGACAAACCAGAGAAUGGAACAUCCGAUUUACGGAUGCCAAAUGUUCAUCCGGAAAAGGCCAAUGACUAUUUUUGCUACGCAGCGCAGAUGCCAAGGAAUAGAGGUGCUUACAUAGUUGGAUUCUCUCCUGUUACGACGCCGGGAACAGCCCAUCAUAUUCUCCUCUAUGGAUGCAAAGACCCAGGAAUGGAGCAACAAAAACCAUGGGAUUGCGGUGAGAUGGACAUGAUCAGAGAUGAGAAGAAGAUGACUGCUCCACCGUGUGCUUCGGGCUCUAAGAUCCUCUACGCAUGGGCAAUGGAUGCUCCUCCUCUCGAGCUACCAAAAGGCAUCGGCUUCGAGGUCGGAGGCGAUACAGGCAUCGACUAUCUCGUUCUCCAGGUCCACUAUGCUAACGUUGACAAGUUCGAAGAUGGAUCAACAGACGAUUCUGGCAUCGCCCUAGAAUGGACAUUGACACCGCAGCCAUUGAAAGCUGGUGUGUACUUCAUGGGUAGUGAUGGGGAGAUCCCCGGCAAGUCAAAAGACGUGCAUCUUGAGACAGCAUGCGAGUAUGAGGGACCGACACUUCAUGCAUUUGCAUACAGAGUUCACACACACAAACUAGGUCAAGUGGUAUCUGGCUACCGUAUCCGAGAUGAAUUCUGGACAGAAAUCGGCAAACGAAGCCCACAAUUACCCCAGAUGUUCAACCCCAUCACGAAGGAUAUUGAGUUUCAGUCGGGUGACACGCUGGCAGCACGAUGCACAUUUGCAAGUGACAGAGAUGAAACAACAUACAUAGGAAUGACGGGCGACGAUGAAAUGUGUAACUUCUACAUCAUGUACUACACCAGUGAGGAGCAGUUGCCAACGAUGAAGAGUUGCUAUGGCGAUGGGCAGUACAAAUGGGCGAAUGAUCUACCUAACAUACCAGACAAGGAGGCAAGCAGUCUCACCAGCGACGCACCAUCAAACAGCAUGUAGACUUAUGUGCUAUAUACUCAGUCCCAACCCAUUCACUAUUAUGUUGUUAACUUUAUGUUUGCCCAUUAUGUUCAUUACAAGAAGUAAAAGCAACCGUUGUAAUUCAUGCUUGCCUGACUUUAAAACAUAAUGAUUGUUUUAUAAAUGUUUAAUUCCAAAUGUUGAAUCCUUCAUAAUUUGAAUUUCUGAAUUCAUCUAGUAUGAUCUAAAUUUAUGUUC
Strongylocentrotus purpuratus (purple sea urchin) is the source of this 1600-nucleotide messenger RNA. Its product is annotated as peptidylglycine alpha-hydroxylating monooxygenase. Gene Ontology annotation, biological process: peptide metabolic process. The record is from RefSeq and is a predicted model, not a curated record. Gene Ontology annotation, cellular component: extracellular region; membrane. Bases 122 to 1381 code for a protein of 419 amino acids. The transcript has 12 exons. Gene Ontology annotation, molecular function: copper ion binding; oxidoreductase activity, acting on paired donors, with incorporation or reduction of molecular oxygen, reduced ascorbate as one donor, and incorporation of one atom of oxygen. Lineage: Eukaryota; Metazoa; Echinodermata; Echinoidea; Camarodonta; Strongylocentrotidae.